CGCGAUGCUGCUCCCACCUCAACUGGCAUCCAUUGAAGGACUUCGGAAGUUGGGUAUUACUUGUAGGUCAAGUAUCCAACUCCAUGUCUGCAGACUUUUGGGCCGGCUAUAUUAGCGGCGCUAUCGGUAUAAUCAUUGGGAAUCCCCUUGACCUAAUUAAAGUUCGACUGCAAGCAAGCAGUUCUGCCAAUGGCCCUGUAUCACCUCGACAGUUGACUCGAUUUGAGAGCACUAGUUCUCUUGUGCGAGGCGCUGCGGCUCCAAUCCUUGGAUAUGGAGCUCUCAAUGCACUACUCUUUGUGUCUUAUAACCGGGCAUUGAUGCUCUUGGAUAGAUCAGUCACUGACCCCACCAACCCUCAAAAUUGUGCUCUAUAUAAACUUUGGCUUGCUGGGGCCUUAGGCGGAAUUGCCAGCUGGACAGUUUCCUCCCCAACAGAAUUCAUCAAAUGCCGAGCACAGCUUGACGCUUGCCCGGGAGUCUCAUCGUGGACAGUCGCCAAGGAUAUCGUUCGGACUCGCGGCUGGAGGGGAUUAUAUUUUGCUGGUGGAAUAACAUGUGCUAGAGACUCUAUAGGAUACGGAUUCUACUUCUGGUCCUACGAAUACUGCAAGAGGUUAAUGUCCUCUCCCGAUGGAGAAGAUACGAGCAAUACUGCCUUGAAGGUGCUUUUUUGCGGCGGCAUUGCUGGAAUAGUUACAUGGGCUUCCGUCUUCCCGCUUGACGUUAUUAAGACCCGUCUGCAAGCAAGUACGAUUGCGGACUAUGCUGAAGCACGCCCUUUAUUACAAGCGCAGACCAGCAAACAGACGCUAGGUUCGUUCGACCUGGCAAGGGAGAUGUAUCGAGCGGAAGGCUUCAAAGCCUUUUAUCGAGGCAUUGGGGUAUGCAGUUUAAGAGCCUUCAUCGUAAAUGCAGCCCAGUGGGCGACAUAUGAGUGGCUUAUGAGAUGUUUCCAAGACCCAACAUGGUAUAAGUCACUGGAAACUAUAUAAUACAAUAGAUCUGCAGGUGUAGAGAUGA
This is a messenger RNA of Aspergillus nidulans FGSC A4, 1023 nucleotides long. Its product is annotated as putative mitochondrial carrier protein. Lineage: Eukaryota; Fungi; Ascomycota; Eurotiomycetes; Eurotiales; Aspergillaceae. The record is from RefSeq and is a predicted model, not a curated record. The transcript has 4 exons. Gene Ontology annotation, cellular component: mitochondrial inner membrane; cytoplasm; membrane. The coding region runs from base 84 to 995 and encodes 303 amino acids. Gene Ontology annotation, biological process: transmembrane transport.